AUGGCUGUCACUCCCCCGGUCGUCACAAUCUCUUCGUCCAGUAAUCCUCCUGAGAAGUCUCCUGCGAAAUCCCGUAGGUACUUCCAACCAUCGAGGCUGCCCAUUCAAGGCUAAUAACGAUAGAUCGAUUACCGACUCAAUCGGCAGCAGAAGCUCUCAGUAGCUUGGAAGAAGCCGGUAGUGCUGCAGUGGCGAGCGGUCUCGGGUCGUUGGAUCGUUCUCUCGCUGCCGUCGAUGCCCCAGGCGACCAUGCUGGCUUUCAGCGAGGCAAAGUCGCUGAGAUAUGGGGCCCGAGCGGUUCUGGGAAGACGGCAUUGGCGUAUGUGAAAUCUGUUUACAUGGCUGGAUCCCUGUUCUAACCCACAUCGCAGCGUUCAGACUGCGACACAGGCGAUCAAGCGCGAUGAAUGCGUGACAUGGAUAGGUGCGCACAUUUGAUGUUUUUGUGGCAAGAUACCGAUGCUCAUUCUUUUCAUUCAGACUGCGCUACAGCUUUAUGUGCAUCCAGACUGGAAGGCUGGUCCGAUGCAAGGCGCAGCAAAAAUGGCUCCCCUACAGACGACUUGAUUUCGCCACGCUUCCGCCAUUUCAGAGUGUCUACCCUUUCGCAUGUCCUUGCGCUGAUUCUGCACCCACCGGACUUUCUGCUGUCCGACAAGCCUUCUGCACUGGUCAUAGACGACCUCCACACCCUCAUCGAUCUGGAUUAUCCUCGCAUGCCUUACACCAACAACAGUACCAAAACAGAACAGCAGAAAUGGCUAGCAGGCCGACGAUACGCUAUCCUGGGCUCCCUCGUCACCGCGCUCAACAAGCUCGCGGCCCUCCACAACAUGGCCGUCCUCGUCACCACAGGCUGCAGCUCUCGCAUGAGAAGCGACAGCGGCCUCUCCGCCGCGGUGGGCCCUGGCAUCGGCGGCUCGGAGUGGGAAGCCGGCAUCUGGAGCCGAAUCGUCACGUUUCGAGAUUUCUCCGGCCGCUGCAUCGGCGUGCAAAAGGCUCAAGGUCGCAACAUCACCCCCCUCGAUCCCGUCGGCGACGUUAGGAACGCCAUCGCCUUCGAGAUCACCGCGGACGGAUCUCUGCGAGAGCACAUCGUCGAUCUGACGAGCAGCAACCCGACUUCGAGCAUCGCGGCGCCGCCGCCGCCGCCGAUCGCGAAGAAGUCGUCGAGUCCCGUGGUGGUGAAGGUGGUGCGGAAACGCACGUACGACGAGAUUGCGGAUUCCGACGAGGACGAAGAUCUGGAUGAGUAUGGAUGGGCGGAAAAGGACGACGAAUUUCUGGCCGCGGAAGGUCGCACCACCGCCGAUGAUGAACUCAAGCCUUCCGGCCCUGAUGAGCAGGCACCGCCUACUACUUGA
This is a messenger RNA of Lecanosticta acicola, 1364 nucleotides long. Lineage: Eukaryota; Fungi; Ascomycota; Dothideomycetes; Mycosphaerellales; Mycosphaerellaceae. The record is from the annotation of a GenBank genome assembly.